AGGUGCUUGAACUGGGAUUUGAUUUCUCAUCCUAUGGAUCACUGAAUGAGUAACAGAUGGCCUUGCCUCGUCUUACAGGCGCUUUACGCUCCUUUUCAAAUGUCACUAAGCAUGAGGAUUACAGUGAAGAAUUAGCUGACUUAACGAAUAAAAGAUCAAAACUACAUGCGCAGUUGCUGAAGUCUGAUCUUACUUGGAAGAAGAUAACAAAGUUUGUCGAUGACAAUUUGGACAAAAAAGAUCACCAAACUGUAAAUAGUGAUUUAAAAACUAUACUACAAGCUGCAAAACAAAUAGUUGGAGCUGAAAAUGGACAAGAAGCAAUUGAAAGCGGAGCUGUUUUUCUCUUUAAGACAUUUCACAGGAAAGAAUGUGUUGGCCAUGAUGAAACAAAGGUGAUCAAGCAGAUGUUUGGGCCGUUUCCAUCAUCAUCUGCUACUGCAGCUUGUAAUGCCACAUGUCGGAUUGCUUCUCACUUCACUGAAGAACAGCUUACAGCCCUCAUACGGAUGGCUGAAGAGCAAAAUGGUGAUAACAGAGUGUUCUUUGGUAAAAAUAUAGUGUUUUCAUUUGACAUGCAUGAUUUGGAUCACUCUGAGGAGCUGCCUGUGAAUGGUGAGACCGAUGCACAGAAAAUCAUAAGCUUAGAUUAUAACAAAUUUCUGAAUAACCAGCUGAAUCAGUUACAGAAUUACUGUGAUGAGAAGUCUGAUCUCAAGUCCUUGGAAAAAGUAGAUGAUUCUUUUUUAUGGUGUGAAGUUGGAAAAUAUCUGAAUGAAUCUCAAGGAGGUACCCCUGGAGGGCCAACAACAGAAGACCUCUGCUGUACUUUGUACGAGAUGCUUGCUUCUACCAAAAGUGGCGAUGAACUUCAAAAUGAG
Cariama cristata (Red-legged seriema) is the source of this 881-nucleotide messenger RNA. RefSeq names its product activating signal cointegrator 1 complex subunit 3-like. The record is from RefSeq and is a predicted model, not a curated record. The annotation marks the transcript as partial. NCBI's taxonomy places the organism in Eukaryota, Metazoa, Chordata, Aves, Cariamiformes, Cariamidae. The transcript is spliced from 3 exons.